CAGUGGUUGUGUGCACGUAGAGCUGGCUAGACAACGAGCGUCCCGGGAAUACAAACGAUGCAGCAAUUUUUCAACAACAGCGAAAUCUUCGUCACCGGCGGCUCGGGCGUCGUUGGCAAGGCGGUGAUCGAGAAGCUCUUGCGCUCCUGCAAUGUGAAGCGCAUAUAUGUGCUGCUGCGUCCGCGUGGCCAGCUCAAUGCCGAGCAGCGGCUGCUCAAGCUGCGCCAGGCCAAAGUCUUUCAAGUGCUGCGCGUGCAGAAGCCUCAAGAGCUGGACAAGCUGGUGCCCAUAGCAGGCGACGUCUCGCUGCCACAACUUGGCAUUACGCCAGAGGAUGUGCGUCGGCUUGCGCAGGUCUCGUUGGUGUUCCACUGUGCGGCCACGGUGCGCUUCGAUGAGCCGUUGCGUGUGGCUUUGCGCCUGAACGUUGGUGGCACACUCGAAGCCAUUAAAUUUUCUGAGCAGCUACGUCAGCUGCGUGUCUUUGUGCACGUCUCGACGUUCUUCAGCAAUCCGUACUUGCAACGUGUCGAGCCCAAGUACUACGACUCGCCCAUGGACUGGCGCAGCUGUCUGCGUCUGCUCGACGAGAUUCACGACGAUGACAUGCUGGAUGCACUCACUCGCAAAGUCAUCGUGGGCUUUCCCAACACUUACACCUUCACCAAGAACCUGGCCGAGUCGCUCAUCAAUGAUUAUCGCACGCGUCUGCCGCUUAUCAUUUGGCGCCCCUCAAUUGUGCUCUUCUCGGUGCGCGAUCCCUUGCCAGGCUAUGCGCCCUCGCUGAUGGGCGCCAUGGGCUUGUUCUCGCUGGUAGGCGCUGGUCUGCUCAAGACGGUCUACAUAGGCGACAAUAUACACUUGGACAUAACGCCACAGGACAUGGGCGUCAAGGCGCUGCUCUACUAUACGAAAUGCGGCUAUGAGGCUUAUCGCAAUGGCACACCCAAGGAGCUGUUGGUCUAUCAGUCCUCGUCAAAGACGCACAUACCGCAUACGUUUAAGGAAAUGGCCAAUCAUAUGGACAAUCUGAAUCUUUGGUAUAAUGCUGCUUUUCUCAAGAAUCUAUGGGCACCUGGCUGUCAUUAUACGCAGAGCCGUUGCGUCUAUUUGUUCUUGGUCUUUACCAAGCAAGUGCUGCCAGCGCUUUUCAUAGAUACGCUGCUGUUCAUCUGCGGACGUAAGCCGCUUAUAAUGGCCAUUAUGCGCAAGUGCUACCACACGCUGGAAGUCAUGAAGCCCUUUAUGUUCAACAACUACGACAGUCCAGGUGCCACAGACUUUAAGGGACUGCUGGAGCUUAACAAGGACACGGAGUUCGAUUUGGCGGAGGAGUACCACAAUGCGGCAAGUGCAGAGCAUUUGACAUCGGCAUGCAAUAAUAUGAUACAGAGCGUGCGGCGAGAUUUGCUGAACGAGAAUCCCAAGACAGUGGGACUAGCGCAGCGACUAAUACGCAUCAAACUGUUCAUUUGGCAUGUGCUGCGUCUCUUUGUGCUCUAUAAGCUGCUGAGCUGGUUUUAUUAUCGCUUUAUGCGCUAGAAGCAGCAGCCAACUACUUAAUCCCCCUUUUCUUUUUUUUUUUGUACUAUUUUUUUUUUCCUA
Messenger RNA from Drosophila busckii, 1605 nucleotides. It is a transcript of the gene FarO, whose product is annotated as fatty acyl-CoA reductase wat. Lineage: Eukaryota; Metazoa; Arthropoda; Insecta; Diptera; Drosophilidae. Gene Ontology annotation, biological process: long-chain fatty-acyl-CoA metabolic process. The transcript is spliced from 6 exons. The record is from RefSeq and is a predicted model, not a curated record. Bases 58 to 1542 code for a protein of 494 amino acids. Gene Ontology annotation, molecular function: alcohol-forming very long-chain fatty acyl-CoA reductase (NADP+) activity. Gene Ontology annotation, cellular component: peroxisome.